UCAAAAGCACAAGCUUCCGGACCUCGCUUGCCAACCACAAAUCUUUAGCAUCUCUACAUACUGCCUGCCUGUAUCAACUGCUUGCCUGUAUCAACUGAUCCUUCUUAUUAAUAACAAAAAAACAGCAGAAUGCCCAAAUCAAGGGAAGUGGUGUCAUCCACAUCUGGCAGUGACUCUGACAGUGAGGUGGAGAAGACCACGGCCAAGAGAAAGAAGGCCAGUGCUCCACCAGAGAAGCCCGAGGCCAAGAAACCGAAGCUGAGUGGAGAGGGCUCUCGACCUGGCGCAGGAGGGUCCUCUAAGGCUGCAGACAGCAAAACGGAGGCUGGCAUGUUCCAGAUUGGGAGAAUGCGAUACGUCAGUGUGAGGGAGUUUAAAGGGAAGUGUUUAGUUGACAUCAGAGAGUACUGGAUGAACCAGGACGGGGAAAUGAAGCCCGGCAAAAAAGGCAUCUCCUUAAACCCGGAGCAGUGGACCCAGCUGAAGGACCAGAUGGCAGAGAUAGACGACGCGAUCAAGAGAACAUGAUGACCCUUCCCAGGGUGCUGACAGUCCAGCUUGUCUGUCUAGUGAUCUUAAUGUCACCACUGACGUUUCGGCUGAGUCCCACAUGGCACCCUAUUCCCUAUAUAGUGCACUACUUUAGACCAAGGCCCUAUGGAACCCUAUUCCCUAUAUAGUGCACUACUUUAGAACAAGGCCCUAUGGAACCCUAUUCCCUAUAUAGUGCACUACUUUAGACCAAGGGCCCUAUGGAACCCUAUUCCCUAUAUAGUGCACUACUUUAGACCAAGGCCCUAUGGAACCCUAUUCCCUAUAGGGCCUUGGUCUAAAGUAGUGCACCCUAUUCCCUAUAGGGCCUUGGUCUAAAGUAGUGCACCCUAUUCCCUAUAGGGCCUUGGUCUAAAGUAGUGCACCCUAUUCCCUAUAGGGCCUUGGUCUAAAGUAGUGCACCCUAUUCCCUAUAGGGCCUUGGUCUAAAGUAGUGCACCGUAUUCCCUAUAGGGCCUUGGUCUAAAGUAGUGCACCCUAUUCCCUAUAGGGCCCUUGUCUAAAGUAGUGCACUAUAUAGGGAAUAGGGUUCCAUAGGGCCUUGGUCUAAAGUAGUGCACUAUAUAGGGAAUACGGUGCCAUUUGGACUUUCCCAAAACCUGUGUAAGGACUGAAUUAUUUUAUAAUUCUAAGUUUGCUGUUCUGUUGAAUUAGUUAUUUUACAUGUGCUGUUUUAGUUUGCUCAGUGCAAGAAUUGCUUUGUGUUUUGACCUGUGAAGAUAAUGUGUGUUUGAUUGGGAUCGAUAUUUGGUUGGUAUGGUUAUGACUUUCUUUUCCUACCUUUAUUUAACUACACAAGUCAUUAUUUUCAAUGACGGCCUCGGAACAGUGGGUUAACUGGCCUAGGAACAGUGGGUUAACUGGCCUAGGAACAGUGGGUUAACUGGCCUAGGAACAGUGGGUUAACUGGCCUAGGAACAGUGGGUUAACUGGCCUAGGAACAGUGGGGUUAACUGGUCUAGGAACAGUGGGUUAACUGGUCUAGGAACAGUGGGUUAACUGGCCUAGGAACAGUGGGUUAACUGGCCUAGGAACAGUGGGUUAACUGGCCUAGGAACAGUGGGUUAACUGGCCUAGGAACAGUGGGUUAACUGCCUGUUCAGGGGCAGAACGACAGAUUUGUACCUUGUCAACUCAGGGGUUUGAACUUGCAACCUUCCGGUUACUAGUCCAACGCUCUAACCACUAGGCUACCUCCUGCUGGUUACUAGUCCAACACUCUAACCACUAGGCUACUUCCUGCUGGUUACUAGUCCAACGCUCUAACCACUAGGCUACCUCCUGCUGGUUACUAGUCCAACGCUCUAACCACUAGGCUACCUCCUGCUGGUUACUAGUCCAACACUCUAACCACUAGGCUACUUCCUGCUGGUUACUAGUCCAACGCUCUAACCACUAGGCUACCUCCUGCUGGUUACUAGUCCAACGCUCUAACCACUAGGCUACCUCCUGCUGGUUACUAGUCCAACGCUCUAACCACUAGGCUACCUGCUGGUUACAUUUACAUUUACAUUUAAGUCAUUUAGCAGACGCUCUUAUCCAGAGGGACUUACAAAUUGGUGAAUUCACCUACUAGUCCAAUGCUCUAACCACUAGGCUACCUCCUGCUGGUUACUAGUCCAACGCUCGUAACCACUAGGCUACCUCCUGCUGGUUACUAGUCCAACGCUCUAACCACUAGGCUACCUGCUGGUUACUAGUCCAACGCUCUAACCACUAGGCUACCUCCUGCUGGUUACUAGUCCAACGCUCUAACCACUAGGCUACCCUUUGAAUAAUUGACCUGUUUGUUGUUGUUGUUGUAUGAAAAUGAUUUAAAAGCCAUGUAAAGUU
Molecule: messenger RNA, 2385 nt
Organism: Oncorhynchus masou masou (cherry salmon)
Lineage: Eukaryota; Metazoa; Chordata; Actinopteri; Salmoniformes; Salmonidae
Product: activated RNA polymerase II transcriptional coactivator p15-like
Exons: 5
Coding region: 130-528 (132 amino acids)
Biological process (GO): positive regulation of transcription initiation by RNA polymerase II
Cellular component (GO): transcription regulator complex; nucleus
Molecular function (GO): transcription coactivator activity; DNA binding
Source: RefSeq, a predicted model, not a curated record